UCGUUUUCCCGCCAUGGCCGAGGCUCCUCAGCCCGUGGAGACGGACCCCGACUUCCAACCGCUGCCCCGCCCGAGAUCCUGCACUUGGCCGCUGCCCCGCCCGGAGCUCGCGCCGCCAAGCCCGGGGCAGACUCCGGCUCCGACCCCGGCCAGGGCCGCUUCUCCGCCCCGCUGCGGUCGGGUGGCCGCGGCCCUUUGCGCCUCGUCGCCCGGAGGAGACCUGCUCAGCCUGCUGGAGGCUGGCGGCGGCGGCGGAGGCGGAGAAGGCUUCGAGGCGGCCGCCGGCGGAGGUUCUGCCGCCGACCUGGGCGCCCCGGGAGGCUGCCUCUGCGGGGACUUCCCGUGCCUCCAGCACCCGCAGCAGCAGCACCCGCAGCAGCAGCAGCAGUCGGGCCCGGCCUUGGCCUCGGCGCCCCGCAAGAGCAGCUCGUCCCGUCGCAACGCCUGGGGCAACUUGUCCUACGCGGACCUCAUCACCAAGGCCAUCGAGAGCGCCCCGGAGAAGCGGCUCACGCUGUCCCAGAUCUACGAGUGGAUGGUCAAGAACGUGCCCUACUUCAAGGACAAGGGCGACAGCAACAGCUCCGCCGGGUGGAAGAAUUCAAUUCGUCACAACCUCUCGCUGCACAGCAAGUUUAUCAGAGUACAGAACGAAGGAACAGGAAAAAGCUCUUGGUGGAUGCUCAAUCCAGAAGGAGGCAAAAGUGGCAAGUCCCCCAGGAGAAGGGCUGCAUCCAUGGACAACAGCAGCAAGUUUGCCAAAAGCAGAGGUAGAGCUGCAAAGAAAAAAGCAGCUCUUCAGGCAGGUCAAGAGGGAAAUUGUGACAGUCCAGGCACACAGUUCUCAAAAUGGCCCGCAAGCCCCAGCUCUCACAGUAAUGAUGACUUUGAUAAUAACUGGAGCACUUUCAGACCUAGAACCAGCUCUAAUGCUAGUACAAUCAGUGGGAGGCUUUCUCCAAUUGUUCCAGAACAAGAUGACCUUGGAGAAGCAGAUGUACACGCCAUGGUCUACCCUCCAUCCACAACCAAAAUGGCUUCAACUCUCCCAAGCCUUUCUGAGAUGAGUAGUUCAGAAAACAUGGAGAACCUCCUGGAUAACCUCAAUCUUUUAUCUCCUAACACAUCCCUGACCGGAUCAACCCAGUCCCCACCCACUACCAUGAUGCAGCAGUCUCCCGGUUAUUCAUAUACUUCAUCCAACACAAGUAUAGGUUCGCCCAGUGCAGACUACAGGAAAUACAGUUAUGCUCAGCCUAGCAUGAACUCCUUGUCGCAGAUACCUAUGCAAGCUCUGCAAGAUAGUAAACCAAGCUAUGGAAACCUCAGCCAAUAUAACUGCCCUGUAGGACUUCUGAAGGAGUUGCUUACUUCUGACUCACCUCCACACAAUGAGAUCUUGGCAUCUGUAGAUACUCAUGUUUCCCAGCCUAGUGGCCGAGUGCUAGGACAGAAUGUAUUGAUGGCCACUAACUCGGCAAUGUCACCAUAUGGCAGCCAACAGGCCCAUAACAAAAUAAUUUCCCCCAGUGCCCACCCACACCAGGGACACGUCCAACAAACACCAGCAGUUAACAGUCAUACCUUGUCUCUCACACUUAGCACUGUGUCUCACGCAUCAAGUUUAAAUCGUUCAUCCGCCGCGAAAAACUCAGUACAAGUGCCUAUGAGCCACCCAAUGCAGAUGAACAGCAUAAACCCUUAUACAACUGUGAACAGCUGUAAUGGCUAUGGAAGACUGGGAAUUGUCUCUUUCCAUCAGGAGAAGCUUCCCAGUGACUUAGAUGACAUGUCGAUUGAACGAUUGGACUGUGAUAUGGAGUCAAUAAUUCGGAAUGAGCUCAUGGAUGGGGAAACAUUAGAUUUUAACUUUGACAGUGUGUUGCCUAACCAAAGCUUGUCGCAUGGCGUAAAGACAACAACACACAGCUGGGUUUCGGGAUAAGGCUGCAGUUUAAAGUACUUCAGACAUCUCUGACUGCAGGAAGUGAACAAGGAAGUCCAAAGAUGUCCUUCAACCUCUUUGCUUUUUCUUUUUGUAUUUUAUUUUCUCUUGUCAGACUUGGCAGCAGAUAGAUUUUUCCUGUACAGGAUGUUUGCAAGAUACUUGCAUAUUAUUUGCUGCUAUUGGUAAGAAAUGUGCCAUUGGAAAUGUCUUUAUUUGGAAGUGCCAAACUCACUACAGUGCCGUAGAAAAUACUUGUGCAUCAUGUUUUGCAUUGACCCAAGAAAAGGUUAAAGCUUUUAAUACUGUGAUAGUUUUAAACCUUCAUAACUUUCAUCCCAUACAUCUUUUGAUCUGAUGAACUCAUAGAGAGCUGCAGACAGACGGAUUAACUGCCUUAAGUGUAUUAAAAUUGUACAUUUUGUAUGAGAACACAUCGUGGAAUAUGAUCUAACCAAAGUUGUUGGCCAUUUGGACUUCCAAAUCAGAUAGCAGAUUGAAAGCUUUUGCUUUGUCGCCUAUGUGUUUGAUUAUGUAGAUUUAUUGUGGGGCUGACUUCCUGAUUGAUUUCAAUUUUAUUGAUCAACUUGAAUUUUUGUAAUAGCAUAUAGAUAUUUUUCUUAAAUCUCUACUUUGUUAUAUGAGCUCCUUAAAAACUUGCAGAAUCCAAGAUGCCUAAUAACAUUCAUAACAUUUUGUAUACAGUAUUUUAAGUAGAUUGGGGGGGGAUUUUAUUAGCACUGUGUAAGAUUUCUAAAGAGAAGACUUUUAGGUGUAAGUUUUGAUGGGAGGUGGUUUCCUGGCACAAAGGUGAUCUCUUGGUCUAUACAUACAGAAAACUUCUAUUUCUUAUAUUAACACUGACUACCCCAAAGUGUUAAGUGUUGUUAAAUGGUUUGUAUAUUCA
Messenger RNA from Lacerta agilis (Sand lizard), 2852 nucleotides. RefSeq names its product forkhead box O1 (gene FOXO1). The transcript has 3 exons. Gene Ontology annotation, cellular component: nucleus. The record is from RefSeq and is a predicted model, not a curated record. Gene Ontology annotation, molecular function: RNA polymerase II cis-regulatory region sequence-specific DNA binding; DNA-binding transcription factor activity, RNA polymerase II-specific. Gene Ontology annotation, biological process: regulation of transcription by RNA polymerase II; insulin receptor signaling pathway. Lineage: Eukaryota; Metazoa; Chordata; Lepidosauria; Squamata; Lacertidae. The coding region runs from base 14 to 1945 and encodes 643 amino acids.